AUGACACCAAAUCACGUCCGAUUGAUUGAUUCGUGCUACCCGCACCACAGUGCGUUGCUCGCGACUGCGCCCGACUACCGACCAAACUCCCAGGAGCUAUCACGCUUGACCUACUAUGCAAGCAAUAGACCAGGGAAACUUCCGAAGAUCACAAGCUAUCUUGAGAAGCGGGCAAAGAACGAGGCGAAUAAAGCCAAGUAUGGGUCCGCGAAGCAAAAAGCAUCACUGUUGAUCACACUUGCCAUAUUCCGUGCACUUACAGUGGAAUGUCGGAGAGAACUUCCUGUAUUCUCGCGCACCGUCAUUGUUGUCGUCAGUGUUGCAGUUACAUCGCUGCCAAAUGACAUUGAAGUUGCUGCACGGGCAGCCAGCGUCUUCACCGCAUGGACAACAUACACUGACGGGGGGCUAAUAGGCGUAGACGAUCACCUCACCAAAGCCUAUCUUUCCGUAUCCCGACACUACUCCCAUCUCUCCGUUCUCGUCAACAACAAGGAUGCUGAGUUGCGCAACCGCUCUCGUCUGCUCGGCCUUGCUGCAAUCUCCGGAAUUGUCGCUUCUGACGCGCUGUAUGCAUCUCUACCCGAAUUCACUACCCAGAUACCCGUUUUGGCACCUCCGUUGAUUCUGAACAUCGCUGGCAUGCCGACCAACACUCUUGACGACAUUUGCUCGACCAUCGAGACUGAGCCACAACCCACGUCCCCGUACCUGGCGGAGAUCCAAGCCCGACCUCCCCUAUCACAGAGACGAGCCGCGUCCAUUCACGUUCAUAUCGACGGAGAGAAGGGCCCUUCACAACUAGACGUUGCCGAAGCGGCCCUUCGUGCUCUGAAGACAAUCUUCCAGCAAGGCAAUGCUGUCCAGAUCGCUCGGACGAUGGCCGCGAUAAUAAUCAGCCUUGAUUCCAGUGACGUCUGGACCAACGUCGAGUUUUGCUGUUGGCUAGCAGACAAGGCGCUUGCCUGGACGCAAUACCAGUACAGGUUCGCGGUACCCACGAAGAUGGUAGAGCUGUUGCUAGCCAGUCAGGGUACACCGGUGCCGACAGCAAGGCUAAUGAGCUUGAUGGCUAUGCUGGCGACUGUGUUUACUUCGCCCAUCUCGCUGGUUAACUUCUCAACAUCUGAUGUUCUGACCAAACUGAUCACGGUGCUCCUUCGAAGAGUCGCGAUCGACCCGGAGGAUGGACUUUUACCCGCAGUCGUGCAAUGUAUCUCUUCUCUCGGCACACAUGUUUACUAUGCGGAUCAAAUACAGGAUCUUGCAGAAGAGCUCAUCACACGACUAGUCAACAUACAGCUGAAUGGGAUCAACGGCCGCGGCCCUUCUGGCACAGAUCCGACUCGUACAGUGUCCCUCCGUUGCCUCGUCUUAUCCCUGAAAGGGUUGAUUGAGACUGCCAACCGAGUAGGAAGCAUGAAGAAAAACGUUAGCUCCACCGUGCUUGGUGAAAGCUCUCGCAUCGUAGCAGAGCCAAUGGAGUCUAUCCUUGAACGGCACGAUUCCUCGGGCAUUCGCGAAGACUACUCUCACAACCCUCGGAAAAAUAACAUUGCUCCCGAGCUUUGGCAGGAGACAAUCGCCGUACUUUGUGAGGCGGACUUCUCCGUACGAUCGAGUUAUGCUCAGGCUUUGGUCACAUUCCUGCUUGCAGAGGUGCCGAAAGAGCCGUACACCUUCGAUUCAGGCUUGUUGAAUAGAGAAGAGGGCAAGGGCGUUCGGCUGCCAUCACCUGGACGUCCGCUCACAAUUCCCGAUGCGACCACACGGCUCCUGCAUGCAAUUCACGCGGCGGCGUUUCACCUUGCCAUGUCACCCUCUCUUGGAUUUCGCUCUGGAGCACCGUCGGAAGCAUCGGAUGAAUUCGACCAGCAUAUUCACGUCGAUCCACCUACACCUGAUGUAACGUCCAAUAGAUUCGGGGAAAUUGAGCUGCAUGAGCAACAUCGGACAACACCAUCACGAAGGCGGCUGUCGAGAGUACUGGCGGCUCUUAUCAACACACCUGCAGUUGACCACAUAGCGACAGCAACAUUUUCCGACUACGCGUGUUUACUGAAUAUUCUCAUCACGGUACACCGCCGCCUGCCGGGCCGAGCGCUCUUGGUUGGCGUCCCGAUGUUGAUUGCCAUGGACACAAAUGCAAUGUCAGCCUUACGAGAAGGGGAUGAAGCUGUCCAGGGCAAGGCCUGGGCUAUAAAAGAGCUGUUGGGUCGUGUUUGGGAGGAGAUUGGUGAGAUUUGGGCAAGCGACGGGAUACAACGCCGUGCGCGCGAGGCACUUGAUAAACUGCCAAAUCCUGGGUCUCUCGCAGGUCCUACCACACCUCCAUUGGGUACGAACAACCUCGUUCAGGACCCGGUGCCAUGGCCUGCACCUUCGCCUGAAGAUGGGAGCAAGUUUCCUUUCAUCAAUGCAGAGAUGAUGGUGACACUGCUAGCAAACAAUGAGCGCGUCCAAGCCGUGUUGGGUCUAGACAAACAAGGUGUCCUCAAGCGGUUGAUAUUGGACUGGACUGAAGAGUCAGCACUAUCAGACUCCAUUGAAACUCUGCAUCAUCACGAUGUAUUACGCGGGGAAGGUGCUUCCGCAUUACGCAAGAUUUCCCCCGCUCUCAUGCAGAUAGACAACAUCUCCUUAGCGAGCGUCGCGAGGAGCGGAAAGGGUGGUGGCGUAGAUAUCCUACGCGAAGCACUGGAAGGUCGGGGCCUGGGAACUUCAGCGUCUGUGACGACGUUCGAUCGCAUGUCAGCUCAAGGUGGACAUGCAGGCCUUCUAGUGCCCCCAACGCGACCGACCUCGGCAGGUCGCGAACGUUUGAAGAGUUCACCAUCCGAGGUCCGAGAUGCCCUUGAUAGGCUUGGCAUUGGCAGGCAGACGCAAGCAAACGGCAGACUGCGAUCCCCAUUCCCAAUUGCCGAACGUUCUGAAUCCGAAACAAAACCCCAUGUCUUAGUACCGCCAUAUCGGUCAUGA
This is a messenger RNA of Dacryopinax primogenitus, 2979 nucleotides long. RefSeq lists its product as uncharacterized. Gene Ontology annotation, biological process: protein localization to plasma membrane. The record is from RefSeq and is a predicted model, not a curated record. The transcript is spliced from 5 exons. NCBI's taxonomy places the organism in Eukaryota, Fungi, Basidiomycota, Dacrymycetes, Dacrymycetales, Dacrymycetaceae. Bases 1 to 2979 code for a protein of 992 amino acids.